Ilex paraguariensis (yerba mate) is the source of this 4197-nucleotide messenger RNA. NCBI's taxonomy places the organism in Eukaryota, Viridiplantae, Streptophyta, Magnoliopsida, Aquifoliales, Aquifoliaceae. The record is from the annotation of a GenBank genome assembly.
CACACAGGGGGAGAGAGAGAGAGAGAGAGAGAGAGCGCCACCACUUGAGAUCUACAGUGUAAUAUCCUCUCAUCUCCUUCUUAAAUUCUGUCACGAGUGCUCAAUGUAAAACCUCUGAGAAAAUAACUCAAAUCUUUCAAUGAAUUUCACUCGCAUUGAUCACCCGUGUCAACUCAGUUUGAAGUUCAGUCUUUCUUGUUUCUUUCUCUCUGUUUGAGCCAUCAUAGGUUCAAACCCGAACUGGGUAUUUCAAUUUCUGAGAGCUUUGGUGAUCCUCGACCUGAAUGGAGGUUUUUCGGCUGUGUUCGCCGGAGCUCCGGUGAGUCACAAAGCUCCCCGGUUGAGCUCCGAUAACCAAAGUACCAUGUUGAAUUGAAGCUGAGAAGCGAAAAUGUUCAAGUCGGCGCGAUGGAGGAGCGAGAAAAACAAGAUCAAAGCUGUUUUCAAGUUACAGUUUCAUGCAACUCAGGUAUCCCACAUAGCUGGGGAUGCAUUGAUUAUAUCUGUGGUUCCUGCGGAUGUUGGAAAGGCGACAUUCAGAUUAGAUAGAGCGACAAUUAAAGAUGGAAGCUGUUAUUGGGAGAAUCCGGUGUAUGAAACAGUGAAGUUCGUUCAGGAGCCUAAAACGGGGAAGAUUCAUGAAAGAAUCUAUCAUUUUGUUGUAUCAACUGGGUCAUCAAAGGCUGGUGUUGUUGGAGACGCUUCCAUUGAUUUUGCAAACUAUGCUGAGGCAACUAAGAUAUCCUCCAUCUCUCUUCCCCUUAAAAAUGCAAAAUCUGAGGCUUUAUUGAAUGUUUCAAUUCAAAGGAUGCAGGAUUCUAUUGAUCAAAGAGAAGUUGAAGAAACUGAAUAUGCAAAACCUAAUGCACAUGAUAGGAGCUUGAGGGCGCAGUUUACCAAUGGUGGUGCAGACAGAAGCAUCAAAAGCAAUUCUGCUGAAGAUGAGCCUUUUAAUAAGACCAUUUCUGAUGUUGCUGAGGUAAAUGGGAACCGACGGGCUUCUAGUGGAUCUGAUGUUACAUUGUCAAGUUCUGACAGCGGCUCUGGACUUGAUACACCACGAGAACUUGGAGUGAAGAAAAAUGACAUCCAUGACUCUAAUGGCUUCAUAUCAUCAGAUGGUCAUGCCUCAGUGCCUCAGCAGACAAACAUUGAUGCCUCAAUAAUAAUUUAUGAUGAGCAUCAAAGAUCACAGUGGGAGUGGCUAGGAGGUUCUGCUCCAGAAGCAAGUACAGAUGACUCAUCAAGCAGUCCGAGAGGAACCCUUAUACAAGAAAGGUCUCAAGAGGCUUCAGAUACAGUGAUUGAAAAGUUCAAAGCUGAGCUUGCUGUUUUGUCUAGGCAGGCAGAAAUGUCAGAGUUGGAACUACAGACUCUCCGUAAGCAAAUUGUGAAGGAAAGCAGAAGGGUACAAGAUCUCUCAAGAGAAAAUGUUAGCCUGAAGGAAGAGAGGAAUGUUUUGAAAAGAGAGAGUGAAAAGCUGAAGGCUGUUCAGGAACAUAUAAAUGAAGCAAAAGUUAAGAACAAGGUACAAUUUGAAGGAGGUGGUCCUCAGGCUUUUCUUGAAGAACUCAAACAAGAAUUGAGUUAUGAGAAAGAUCUAAAUGCCAAUCUUCGUUUACAGCUUCAGAAGACGCAAGAAUCGAACUGUGAGUUGAUUCUGGCUGUGCGUGACCUAGAUGAAAUGGUGGAGCAGAAGAAUAGGGAGAUAAUAAAUAUUUCUAACAAGUCCAUAACAAGUGGGAAUGCCAAACAGUUGCAACGAACAAACUCCCAAAGUGAAACAGAUGUUGAUGAAGAGCAAAAAGCAUUAGAAGAGCUCGUUAAGGAGCACAGUGAUGCCAAUGAAGCAUAUCUACUGGAGCAAAAGGUCAUGGACCUAUGUAGUGAGAUAGAGAUAUACAGGAGAGAUAAAGAUGAGCUUGAGAUGCAGAUGGAGCAGCUUGCCCUUGACUAUGAGAUUUUGAAGCAGGAAAAUCAUGAUAUCUCAUAUAAACUGGAGCAAAGUCAGCUCCAAGAACAACUCAAGAUGCAGUAUGAAUGUUCAUCUUCUUAUGCCAUCAUCCAUGAGCUUGAAACCCAGAUUGAGAGCUUGGAAGAAGAACUCAAUAAGCAAUCAAAAGAAUUUGCGGACUCCAGAGUCAGCAUAAAUGAGCUUGAAACUCAUGUCAAGAGCUUGGAGGAAGAACUAGAAAAGCAGGCCCAAGGAUUUGAAGCUGAUCUGGGAGAUCUUACAUGUGCCAAGUUUGGGCUCGAAACCCAGAUUGAGAGCUUGGAAAAUGAACUCAAGAAGCAAUCAAAAGAAUUUUCAGACUCCGUAGUCGCCAUAAAUGAACUUGAAACUCAAGUCAAGAGCUUGGAGGAAGAACUAGAAAAGCAGGCACGUGGAUUUGAAGCUGAUCUGGAAGAUCUCACGCGUGCCAAAAUCGAGCAGGAGCAGAGAGCCAUACGAGCAGAGGAAACCUUGAGGAAGACACGGUGGCAAAAUGCUAAUACGGCAGAGAGGCUCCAGGAGGAAUUUAGAAGACUCUCUCUGCAAAUGGCAUCUACUUUUGAUGCCAAUGAGAAGCUGGCUAUGAAAGCAUUGACUGAAGCCCAUGAACUCCGUUUACAGAAAAGCCAUCUUGAAGAAAUGCUCCUGAAAGCUAAUGAAGAGCUCCAGUCAGUUAGGGACAGUUAUGAAGAUAAAUUAGAUGAUCUUUCCAGCCAAAUAGCUUCAAAGAUGAAUCAAAUUGAGCAGAUGCAGUCAAAAGUUGAUGAUAAAUCCAAACAGCUUGAACAUACAAAAAACCAUGAUGAAGAAACUCACAGGAGCCUCUCACAGGAAAUCCGAAUGCUCAGGGCUGAGAUGGUAAAACUCACAAAAGAAAAUAAUAUCCUUUCUGAUCAAGCAGAAGAGAAAGAAACUCUGAGAGCUGAACUGGAACAAAUGAAAGCAUCAAUUAUGGAAGCUGAAAUGCUGUCAGAAAGUCAAAAUACUGAAAAAAUUAAACUACAAAACACGAUCACUCUGAUGAAGAAGGAAAUGGAGAACUUACUGGAAGAAUUAAACGUUAUGAGGUGUCUUAAUGAGGAGAAGGAAUUUGUAGUUGGAAAUCUGCAGUUGGAGGUGGAAAGCUUUAAAGUCCAAUGUGAUGAAUUGAGACAUACGUUGAUGGAGGAUGAGUUGGAGAGCGGGAAACUCAGGAAGCAGGUACUCCAAUUAAAAGCAGACCUAAAGAAGAAGGAGAAUGCAUUCAAUGGUAUUGAGAAGCAGCUCAAGGAUAGCAGUGGUCGAGCAACAGGUUUGGAUGUAACCAAAUCGAUUUCAAGAAAUAACAGAUCUAUCCCUGCUCCUCGUAGCUCUAAAGAGAUUGUGAAUCAGAAGGAGAAAAUAAAAUUUCUCGAGGAUAAGAUAAAGCAGAAGGAAACUGCUCUUGAAACCUCAACAAAUAAAUUUUUGGAGAAGGAGAAAGAUCUUCAGAAUAAAAUCGACGAUUUAGAAAGAAGACUAGAAGAACUUGAUCGAAACAGCACCAGUAUUUGUGAAUAUGAAUGCGGGAAGGUAGCUGAGGAAGCUGGUGACCUCACUCAGAAUGGUAACACUAGUGGGAAUUUGAGCAUUAUGCCAUCAAUGUCCAAUGGAAGUCGAAAAAGCAUGGAUGAAAUUUUAACCGAGAAAGAACAGAUGGUCUCUGCUAUUGAUACCAAAGAUCAAACAGACCUUCAGGAGUUACUAAAUGAAAUGGCAAUACUGAAAGAGAGGAACAAAUUGAUGGAAUGUGAACUGAAGGAAAUGCAGGAGAGAUAUUCAGAAAUAAGUCUCAAAUUUGCCGAGGUAGAGGGUGAAAGACAACAGCUUGUAAUGACUGUACGCAACCUUAAAAACACCAAAAAGAGCUAGUAGCUACUCCCUAAAAAACUGGAAACUGGCUGCUAUGGAUAGGCUUCUCUUUGCGGAGAGUCCAGAUGUGACAGUUCUUGGAGUAUCGUCAACAAUAAAAUCAUAUGUAAAUUCGUAAUAUAUGUUUUUUUGUUCUUGCAAAUAAUAUGUAUUUUUCAUUGGUUAUAGUAGAAAUUCACCAAGUUUUCCCGUGUAGGUUGAUGCUCUUCUGUAUACACAAUCCUCAAACUUCUAUGAUACAUGUGAAAACAUUUGAUUAAGAAUAUAUUCUAUUGACUUAUGUUUGUUAAAAUCAGUUUUAUCUCUUUACUAGC